Sebastes umbrosus (honeycomb rockfish) is the source of this 5615-nucleotide messenger RNA. RefSeq names its product inactive ubiquitin carboxyl-terminal hydrolase 53. Lineage: Eukaryota; Metazoa; Chordata; Actinopteri; Perciformes; Sebastidae. Gene Ontology annotation, biological process: protein deubiquitination; response to auditory stimulus; sensory perception of sound. The transcript is spliced from 17 exons. The record is from RefSeq and is a predicted model, not a curated record. Gene Ontology annotation, cellular component: cell-cell junction. The coding region runs from base 1010 to 4144 and encodes 1044 amino acids. Gene Ontology annotation, molecular function: cysteine-type deubiquitinase activity.
GUAAAUACACUGUUGAAGAGGCGGGGUUUGACAUCUCAGCUCUGAAAACAUCUCUAAUCCAGUAUUUCAGGUGCCGAAGUCGACCCGAGCGGACCAUUUGCUCACUCACUACCACCGCGCAUCAGCCAAAACUGCAGCAGAGACGCACGAGUCUGAGGAAUAUAUAUAUUUAUAUUUAUAUAUGUGUCGCAAGUGGACGGAGACUGUGACUGUGUCCGAAGUGGAAUUUAUGAGAGAAAAGAAAUUCUAAAAAAAGCAAGAGAGUGUGAAGUUUCAGCUGCGUGAAGACUUUUUUUCUGGUUGGGGUUUUUAGUUUCCAGCGUUUGUCUCUGCGCCUUGAAGUAACCAGCGACUCUCUCCACUCAGUCAGUCCCUCCCACCGAAACUCAACCAACAUACUUCAACUCUUCUUCUCCUCCUCGCGCCGGAGGAUAUAUUACUACCACACUACGUGUCAUACUUCUCUCUGAGCCCAGCCGUGUUUGCUGUCCAGCCGGGAGAAAUCUUUACUAUGAAUGGACCUCUGAGAGGGACAAUUGACUGCAGCUGAAAAUCUUCGAUAGCAUCAGGACCAUGUGGCAAAAUUUGCUUACAGGGGUCCACAAUCCCUUCUGAAGAGGUUUGUGCAGAGCCAGCAAGACUACAGGAUGACUGAGGCAUGGUGCUCCGUAGUCAAAACGCAUCUCAUCACAAGUAUCAGACCGCUGAUCAUCAAAGGCUUCCCAAAACAAAGACUUGGAUUGUAAUUUUUUGUGUUGACUUUUAAUUUUUUUUUUUGUUGGGGAAAAACCUUUAAGUAGCAGACAAAGUAAAAGGAUCUUCUCCAGAAGCUGCAGACAUGGACUAGAAGCCCAUGUGUAACGGGGCAGCUGCUGCAGCUCAGGGAAUAACUUAACCCCAGACUGUUGGGGUGUCGCGCCUUCAGGGGCCGUGGGUUCUGAUCCCAGCACCAACCCGCCCUGUCGUCGUCUGACUAUCCCACCUGUCUGAAGGCAGACCCCACUAUCCAAUGGCAUGGGUCAAGUUCUUCAGGAAGCCGGGGGGCAAUCUGGGGAAAUCGUACCAGCCGGGGAGCAUGCUGUCUCUGGCCCCCACCAAAGGACUGCUGAACGAGCCGGGCCAGAACAGCUGCUUCCUCAACAGUGCUGUGCAGGUACUAUGGCAGCUGGACAUCUUCAGACGCAGCUUGAGGCAGCUACCUGGACACUUCUGUCUGGGAGAAUCAUGCAUCUUUUGUGCAUUAAAGGGCAUUUUCUCCCAGUUCCAGCACAGUCGGGAGCGUGCCCUGCCCUCUGACAACCUGCGUCACGCCUUGGCAGAGACCUUUAAGGACGAGCAGCGCUUCCAGCUGGGCUUCAUGGAUGAUGCCGCAGAGUGCUUUGAGAACAUACUGGAGAGGAUCCACCUGCACAUUGUGCCUGAGGAGACAGAUGCCUGCACUUCCAAGUCUUGCAUCACGCAUCAGAAGUUUGCUAUGUCACUUUAUGAGCAGUCUGUGUGCCGCAGCUGUGGGGCAUCCUCCGACCCACUGCCGUUUACAGAGCUGGUGCAUUAUGUCUCCACCACCGCACUCUGUCAACAGACGCUUCAGCGCAGAGACGAGUCAUUUGGGGAACUGUUACAAGCAGCGAGUACGAUAGGGGACCUUCGCAACUGUCCAAGUAACUGUGGCCAGAGGAUUAAGAUCAGACGGGUCCUCAUGAACUCCCCAGAGAUAGUUACCAUAGGCUUCGUCUGGGACUCUGACCAGUCAGACCUCACAGAAGAUGUUAUCCGCUCACUUGGGCCUAAUCUCAGUCUUUCUGCGCUCUUCUACAGGGUGACAGAUGAGCAUGCCAAAAAGGGAGAGCUGCUGCUCGUGGCAAUGAUCUGCUACUCCAGCCGCCACUACUGUGCCUUCGCCUUCCACACCAAGUCGGCCAAAUGGGUCUUCUUUGAUGAUGCUACAGUGAAAGAGAUCGGUUCAAGGUGGAAAGAUGUGGUCAGCAAAUGUAUCAAAGGUCAUUUCCAGCCUCUCCUCCUCUUUUACGCCAACCCCGACGGGAGUGCCAUCACCGCAGAUGAUGCCUCAAGACAAAACAGCAGCCAGGCUCACUACAAGACCUCCGUCAAUGGAGACGUGCAAGACCUUGAGUCUCCAGUUAUAACCCCCAAGAAGCUGGACCUCACCAGGGAGAAUCUGAACGCUCUGUUGGGCCAAAGCUCUUUCAUACAGAAGACUUCUUCGACCUUCAGCAGGGGCAGCGGUCAGACCAGUGGAGGACGGGGACCAGUGAAAAGUGGCCCCAGCGAUCCCAAGGGUCGCCUCAGGGACAUUUCUCGAGAAGUUGCCCACAGAGCAGGAGAGGUGCGUGGGAUGCAUCCAGCCAGAAGAGAGCCUGAUAGGAGCGGUCAACGGAGGCCAGAGUCACGCCACAGAGAUCCAGGUCAGGACAGGACCUACUCCCGCUCCGUCUCCCCUCCAGAGAAUGGCUUCAAACAGCACCUGGAAACUCGUCUGUACAGCAGCCAAGGAAAAGGUCCCACACGGACCGAGCGAACGCCUCACCUUGGAGGACGGUCCUCGCACGAGCCCGCUCGCUCUCACUCGAGGGUCCAAGCGUUGCCCAAUGUGCCCAGUAUCAGUAGUGUUCAUCACAGUCGGAGAUUAGACCAAGUCUCCAACGGAUAUGAUACCGACAGCAGCCAAGACUCCAGAGAGCGCCCUGGAAGUGGAGGGAACGGCCGCAGCAGGCCCAGCCGCCCCUGGAAACCCAUGCGCGAGGCGCUAAAUGUGGACAGUGUUUUAAGUGGUGGUAACUCGGCAAGUCAGGAGCGAAGGCAGCACAGUCCCCGGAGAAGACCAAGUAGUCAGUCGCCUACACGUGACCGAGAGCGAGACAGAGAUUUUACGUGGGGAGGCAGAGAAGAACGCAAACCCAAGAGCCUAAUGACCAUCUAUGAGGAUGAGCAGAGGCAUGAAACAGGUGGUAGCCGAAGCUCGCUGGACUCAGAUAGCCGGGGCGGCUACAGUGACAAGGACAGGUCAAAGGGCUCAGCAACUCUAAAAGUGCGGAGUGACAACUGGAAGAUCCAGCGGACUGAAUCUGGGUAUGAAAGUAGUGACAGGCUAAGCAACGGCUCAGCAAAUCUGGACUCACCUGUGGUAGAGAACCUUUCUUCCAAGGACUUGCGGACCAUGCCGGAGCUGCAUCUCACAAGGGAUCACUUCCCUCAGAGACGAAGUGAUGAUUUGAAGGCUGACAUAUUGCACUCUCCAUUUUCCACUGGUGAAGAAGAAGGAAGAGAAUUUCCAGAUCUACAAGCUGCAGACAUCCUCUCUGGUCAAGCAAUACAAAGAAGAAGAGCCUUCCGAUACACUCCCGGGAUCUUUGAGAAGAACAAUGGUCUGGACAGCGAACAAGAGGAAAACGUGGAUGGCAGCCCAGUGAGCCCCGUGCCUCCGUACUUGGCAAAGACCAGCAGCUCAGAGUGGAACAGCUCAGAUGACCUUGCUGGACCUUUCUCUGAACAAGAAGAGACCGGCACCGUUGCCCACACAGACCCUUUCUCGCACAACUACCCCCCACCUUUACCUCCAAAGACCUUUGGCAACAGUCACACUGACCCGUCUGACAUCCACUCCCCACCGCCGGAGGUGCCAACGCGGUCGAGUCCCCGCUACGAACCCAAAAAUGGCGUGUCCCCGCUCUCGCACAACAUCCUCCGCCGGUGGAUUGCGACACCUGCCGAACACAGGCUUUCGUCGGAUGCCAGCUCCAAGUCGGGGUCAUCGGACCAGGAGAGGAACGAUCUGUCGGCCAGCGAGAGCGAAGAAAGGUUUCCCAGUCCAAAGCCCGGACACGAUGACGGUACAGACUCCCCUGGUCUGACAGAUAUGGCGCUUCCCACCACUUACUUUUCUGUGGAUAGCUGUAUGACUGACACUUACCGGGCCAAAUACCAUAAAAAGCCCUCCUACGUGAAAGCAGAGGACCACACGUCAUCAGGGGAGAGUGACGUCGAAGGGAGGCUCCCUCUACCAGAUGUUCAGCCACCAGAGCUUUCCAAAAGCAGAUCAGAAUCAGGCUAUUCUACCACAAAAACGAUUGCGAAGUGGAACCCGAUUACUCCAAAAGGACUUGAUGAGCAUGGUUUCCUGUGAGUUUAGCAAAAGCAUCAAUCGACCUCGUACGAUCCAGUGACUGGAUGCCAAAAGGAUCUGCUGCAGUAUGCACUGUGACUGCUACACAGUUUGACUCCUUCUAACUGGGAUGUGUGUUAGCUUAUAUGCUUGUCAUAACAGAAAGUUGGACAUGAAACUGGAUGCCAAAGAGAUUGUAAAAAAAGAAUGGCAGGUGUCCUUAAUAGCUAUCUUGCUGUUUUGGUAUGAACGACUAAAAGCUUUGAAUGAAUAGUAAAUUUGCACAGUGAAGAGCACCAGAAAGGUACAGAGUAAUAAACAUGCCUAAAACAUAUGUUUGGACUUUCGGAGCUCAAAAGCAAAGGGGUUAGGUGAGUAAAGAAUGUGUCACAAAAAGCCACUUUACAACACAAGAGAUUAAAAGAUUUAUUUUACAUGACGAAAUAACCAAUUUCUUGCAGUUCUACUUUUCUCUCACUCUUUGGAAUGAUUUUAUUUGCUUAUUUAACUACUCCCAUGUCAGUGUUAUGAGGUCUCUGCCCCAGUUCUAUCUCUUUUUUGACAUAUAAUACCAACCUUUCAGUGGGAGAACACACGAGGUUCCAGUAAUAUUCAGAACUUUUUUUGUUGUUGUAGAUUUUGGAAAGUAAUUCAACCUAUUGGGCACUCUUUUGGCACGACUUAAAAAAUGGAUCCUAAGGAUCCGUGUGAAUAUGAAGCUCCAGGGCACCCACAAAGGUUUUUGGCUGAUGGGACCUCUUUGUGGGACUGUUAAGGCGGGGAAACACACAACCUCUGAUUCUUGCUGGUACAUGGAGUUUAUAGAUCUCUGCAAAUAACAUGCAUAGUUGUUUUUUUUGUCAAACUUUAACCAGAGGAGUUGUGAUAUACCAAAAUAUCUGUCCUGGGACUAUAAUGUAAUGGGUGAAUAUGUUAAAUUGAUUGCUUAUUGUUAGAAAAGUAUGUAGCACAGUAACUCAAGGCACAUCCCUAUCUCCUCACGUGCACACCUUCACACAUCCUUUACUGUGGUUUAUGUCUUUGCGCUGUAAUUCUGUUCGAUUACUUUCCCUUUCACACUCCUUACAGUUAUAAGCUUCAUUUUUUUUUGUCUUUAGCCGAAUCAAUUAUUCAGUUUUCGGUCCUGUUUCUUAAAAAUAGCUCCUGUUAGCAGCAAGUCUGCACUGGUAGGACAUGGACAUGUAAAAUUGUCAUCUAAAGAUAAACGAGGCGUUUGUUUUUUUGUUUUUUGAGAGGGGGUUAUUAAUAAUAACUUGUUGUAAAUCUGAAUAGUGGACUACUUUUUUGGUUCAAAAUGUUUUAUAUAUGCAGCAGACUCUAAUGCACAGUGCCUUUUGUAUUUUUCUAUGUCAUGACAAGAAAAAUUGGAGCCAUGAUUUGUACAAUUCUUUGAUUUUAAAGAAUUUUUGUAACAUUUUAUUUUAUUUUUAUUGAUUGAGAAUUGUUAAAUAAACAAUUUUAUUUAACCAUA